Paramecium pentaurelia is the source of this 3808-nucleotide messenger RNA. Lineage: Eukaryota; Ciliophora; Oligohymenophorea; Peniculida; Parameciidae. The record is from the annotation of a GenBank genome assembly.
AUGUAAAAUAAGGAGACUGCCUUUCUCAGUAUUGAAAGUCCCAUACACAGUUAAAAUGUUUUAUCUCCUCGAUUUGAUGAUUUGAUACCUAUUUAUUCUAAUGAAAAUGUAGUUGAAUAAUAAAUGGACGAAGCAUUAAAACUUAAGAGAAACAUAUUUGAAAAGAACAAUUUUCGAGCAUUAAAUGACGGACAUAAAUCUAAUAGUUCUAAUGAGGAUAACUCAUUAAGUAGCUUUAAGUAAAUCUUCUGUAUUUUAAAUUAAUAGUGAAAACUUACGGGAUGAUGCAUCUCCAAAAUCAAGAACUCAUUCCUUCAUUCAAUAAUAUAAGAGUCCAAGUGUUAUUUAUAAAGAAUAAUAAAAUAACACUCCUAAUCAAAAAGCACACUCUGGUUAAAUGCUAGAAUCUACUUAUAAUCUUCAUUAUUAUGGAGGAAAGUCUAACUCAAAACUUGAAAAAUAUUAAAGUUUUGUCUAGUAAUUUGAAAUUUAAGAAGACAAAAUAUAGAAAAUGAAAACUAGAGAAGCAUAAAAAAAUAUGAGAUUAAAUGAGAUUUAACCAAAAAGAGUAUCAGGUAGAAGAGAGGGCACAAUAGGGUAUUUUUAUAGGAUGAAACAUAGUUUAAAUGAAAUAUGGUCAUAAAAAGGUCUAAUGAUAAUUCGAUUAGUUUCUAGAUUCAUUUAAUAAUUAAAAACAAAAACAGAAACGAUAAAAUUUAGACUUUUGACAUAAAAAAUAUUUUCUGUAAUUGGAGAUUUAUCUAGUAACUUUGAAUUUAUUUUGGUUUCUCGUUAAAUUAAAUAAAAGCCAAGUUUAGUAAUUUGUUAUAAAAUAUUAGUUCCUUAUUUUGAAAUAUAAUUUUUAAAAAUAAGCAACAAAAUAUUUGCAUUAUUUUGAAAGUUGCUAAGAUUUUCUUAGUAGAAACAUAAUAGUUAUAAAACCAGAUAGCAAAUUUAAAAUAAUAUGGGAUAUACUUUUAUUAUUAUUUAUCGUAAUGAACAUUUUUUAUAUACCAAUUAAUAUAAGUUUUGAUAUUACAACAUCAGGGGCUUUUGAAUAUUUAUUUGAUUUAUUACCAUCAUGGAUAUUUGUAGCAGAAAUCAUUUUAAAUUUCAAUACUGCUUAUUAUGAUAAAGGUUUAAUGCAUGAAGAUAGAAAAUCUAUUGUAAAGCAUUAUCUAAAAGAGAAUUUUUUUUGGGAUUUAAUAGUUGUUAUCCCUUUCUUAAUGUCAAAUCUAAAUAUCCCAUUUGUUAGAUACACUUUACUCUUUCGAUUAACUAGAUUAAAUCCUUUAAUGGAAAGCAUAGAAGAAAUGCUUAAUUUAGAAGUAUUAUAUAUAUAUAUAUUAGGAAAAUAUUCAAAUUUUUGUUGAUCUUUUCAAACUUAUCUUUUUUCUUGUUUUAACAGGUCAUUUUUGUGGAUGUGCUUGGCAUUUUGUAGCUUUGACUGAACAUGAAUCAUUUGGAGUAAAUGAAACAUGGUUAACUCAUUAUGAUCCAGCUGCUUAUGAAUAUCAUUGGUUUGAUAGAUAUAUAAUAUCUUUGUAUUGGAGUGUUAUAACAACUGUGACAGUUGGAUAUGGAGAUAUAGUUCCAGUAACUACAUUUGAAAGAAUAUUUGUUAUUGUAGUAACAUUAUUACUUUGUGGAAUAUUUGGUUAUUGCAUAUCAAAUAUAGGAAAUAUUUUUAAAUCUAUUUCAGAUAAGAAAACAACAUAUAAGUUUAAACUUCGUUAAAUUCAUUAACAUAUCAGAAAAAGAGGAUUAAAUUUAAAUUUAUCAUUAAAGGUUAAUAUUUUAAUAUAUUUUUAAAAAGGUUAAAAAAUACUUUGAGUAUUAUUUUAAAUUAGAAUAAGAAGAAGACAAUCAUGCAGAUAUCUUUUUAUCAUAACUUACAAAACAUUUGAGAGAAGAAGUUUUAACGGAUUUAUAUAGUAAUACACUUAGAAAAUCCAGACUCUUAAGAGAUAAUUUUAAUGAAAUUACUAUCAAUAAUCUUUGUUAAUUUGUUAAAGAGAAAAAGGUUUUACCAGAAGAAGUUCUAUAUUCUCGAUAUGAUCAACCAAAAAAAAUUUGGUUUGUACUUUCAGGUGCCUUGGAAUAUGUGGCUGAUCAUAAAAGUAUUAUUUAAUUUACAUUAAUUUUUAGAUGAAAAUGAUUAUUAUGAAGCAACAGAGACAUUUUUAAAGAAAGUUAGUGCUGGGUAAAUUAUCAGUACUACUAUAUAGGGCAGUUUUAGGGGAAAGAGAAUUCAUUACUUAAUAACCUUAUGAGUAUAAAGUAAGAGCGUUGAAAUUUACUUAGAUGGCUUAUAUAGAGUAUAAAAAUUAAUAAAUUAAUUUAGUUAUGAUGAUUUUAUAAAUGUAAUUGCAGAGAAUGAUAAAGAAUAUGAAAUAUUUUGUAUGAAAAGAGAUAGAUUAUUAUUGUAUCCAGCAUUUAAAGGAUCAGGAAAUGUAUGUGAAAUUUGUGAAUGGACACAUAAUUUCAUUUAGUAUCAAUUUUAUUAUUAAUUAUAGAUGUCCAUUUGUUUUUUUAUAACCAAAUACAAAUAAAAUUGCUAAUAGAUUUACUUCAGUUAAAUUUAAUAAUAGAAUUAAGUUUCCUUAUCGUAAUCCUAAAAAAUUAAAAGCCAAAGAGAUUUUAAAUAAAAUUUAAGAAUGUGCUUUGAGAAUAAUUGUUGGAAAUCUAACUGAAUAGUAAUCUUAAAUAAUGAUUAUUUUAGAGAAUACACAGAUGAAUAUUUAAUUGCUUUAGGAUUUUAAUUGAGUCCAAAUUAAGAUGAUAUGUCAUCAAAAGAUAAUGAUUCUUCUUAAGACAUUUAUGAUUCUAAAUCUAUUUCAAAUAGUGAAAAAUAAAAUGCCAUUUUUUCUAAGAAUUUAAGGAUGACAGCUGGAAUAACUACAGAUCUAAGAGAAAGUAGAGAUUUAGAUCUUGGAAAUCAAAUGAGAAAAAGUGUAAUUAAUUUUAAAAGAAUAUAAUUUGGAAAAGAAAGAACUAGAGCAAUUUAAUUUUUAAAGAAAGAUAAUUAAAAUUAAGAAAAAAUUCCAGAAACAUUAGAAUAAUCUUAAAUGUUAUCUAUUCCUACUACUUAAUUAUAAAAUAAUCUAUAUAUGAAAUAAAAUUAAUAGAAACCAAGAAGAUCAUCUAAUUUAGAUGAUUUUGGAUUUGUAUAAGUAUCUCAGAAAUUGGGAAAUUUAGCUUAAUAACUUGGUUAAUAGGAUUUUGAAAAUCAUUUAUAAUCUCUUAAGCAAAUGAGUAAGAAUAGUGAGGAAAGUGAAAUUAAAGAUUCUAUUAAAAUUAAAAGAUAAAUUGAGAGUCAAGAAAGAAAAGUUCAAAUUGGUGGUGGUGAUUAAAGAAGAAAAGUUAAGAAAACUACAAUUUAAAUGGGUUAAAGACCAAAAAGAAGAUCAUAUUAAAAUUAAUAAACUAAUAAUUAAAGUCCUGUGUCUUAAAAUUAAUAAUAAAUAUAAUAAAUAACCAUUUCUUUAGAUCAAAAAAAGAACAGAGCUAGUUUCAUUGAGAAUAGAAAGAAUUAAGCAUAAACAGCUAAAUUAACAAGUUCUGGAAUGAUAGAAUUAAAAGGAGAUAUAAAAGAAGGAUCUUAAAUUGAUUCAUUAUAAUAAAAGAUUCUUGAUAUAGUACAUACUAAUAUCAAUCUUGAAAUGGAUAUCUGCAAAACAACUUUGGUGUAUUUUCCUGAAUAUAACAUAGAUGCAAUACUGAAAAAGAUAGAAAUGUAUUAUUAAUAGAAUAAAAUAAAGGAAAAAAAGUUGUAUAAAAGGACUAAAUCUAAUAGAAAUUUAUUUGA